AUGACAUUAUCCUUUAAAAAAUCUCCCGUUCUCGUUCGACGUUUGAUUUUCGUAUUGCUCCUAUCCUCUUUAAUUGUACUCUUGACCCAAACGACAUUCCACCCCCCCCCGACCCCUCGCCCGACCCCCCCACUGACGCCGAAUGAUCCCAUCAAUAAUUGGGUCGUCAUCCUUGGCGGGGCGCGUUAUUACUUCAAUUACCGGCACACCUUAAACGCCCUUGGGGUGUACAACCUCGUUCGCUCUCAUGGCAUCGACGACGAUCACAUUCUUUUCUUUUUUAGCGAUGGCACGCCGUGCGACCCGAGGAACCCCCACGCCGGCGCCCUCAAAGUCCAAUUCGAGGAUUACCCCAACAUCCUAAACUGGUACGAUCCCUGCACACGGGUGGAUUUCUUCGCCACCAACGUCGACGUCCCUGCCUUUUUACACACCCUGCAGGGCCGAUACGACGCGACCACGGCGGAGACCCGCCGGCUUCGGACGGAUGCCCAUUCCAACCUCCUGAUUUACCUCACCGGGCACUCCGCCAAGGGCUAUUUUAAAUUCCAGGAUGCCAAGUACCUCUCCGGGACGGACCUCUCGGAGGCCUUGUCGAUGAUGCACACCCAAGGCCGCUACCGGAAGGUCCUCCUCCUCGUCGACACCUGCAAGGCACUCGAGCUUUGCCGGACGAUCACGGCGCCGAACGUCGUCUGCCUGGCCUCCUCCGAUGCCGACAAGGACAGCUUCUCCGGGCAUUACGACAGGCGCCUCGGCAUCGCGGCGGUCUCGCGCUGGACCUACGAGCUCUUUAAGGUGCUCGAGGGCGGGAGCUGCGCGGAGCCCGCGCGCGGGGCCGCCGGGGGGCUUUACCAGUCGAUUUAUGACUUUGCCUAUCAUCCCCUUCGGCAGAAACUCAAAGGCGGAGCCCCAUCGGAGCCCGCGCACAAGGACGCCGUCAACGACAAGGGCGCGAUCCAUCGGUGGACUAUGGCGGAGUUUCUAUGCCCUCACAAACCUUUGCCAGUUCCAAUAGAGGUACGGUAUGACUUAUUUUAA
This is a messenger RNA of Phytomonas sp. Hart1, 1041 nucleotides long. The record is from the annotation of a GenBank genome assembly. Lineage: Eukaryota; Euglenozoa; Kinetoplastea; Trypanosomatida; Trypanosomatidae.